GGCUGAAAGAACUAGCCAAAAGAUGGCCAAAGAACGGUACCUUAAAAAAUCUUUUCAAGACAGUCUUGAAGAAAUAAAGAAACAGAUGAAAGAAAAGAGAAAAAAAAACUUGGCAGAAGUUGGCAAACGAAAGUCUUUCAUAACUGCACCAUGCCAAAUAAGCACUAGUGCUUCUGCGCUUCUGAAAAACUACCAAGACAACAACAGAAUGUUGGUUUUAGCUUUGGAAAAUGAAAAAUACAAAGUAAGAGAAGCCCAAGAUACCAUCCUACAGCUGAGAAAACAGUGUUACUUUCUUACAUAUCAGCUCUUAAAAGAAAGGAUUACUUCCCAGCAAACAGCAGGACUUGAUCAGAACCAAGAAUUAGAUCCCAUUGGAGUGGACUCUGCUGAUGACAACAACUCUGGUGAUUUAUCUGGGAAGGAUUUAAUGCAAAUUCCUCAAGAAGAAGCUCAUCUUUCAGGUAAAAUAGAAUCAUUCCAAGUAGAAGAUGAACUACCAGAAGCUCACCAGUCACCUCAUUGUAGACUGAAGGAUAUUACCAAUGAACGUGACCUCUUGCAGCCUGUAGAACAUAUCAAAGAACCCUCUCUUUCUCCAGAAGAAAGUCCAGUAGUGUGUCUGCCUAAGCGUAGGUGCACAGUCAGAGUAAACUAUAAGGAACCCACAAUCGCUUCGAAGCUGAGAAGAGGAGAUCCUUUUACAGAUUUGUGCUUCUUGAAUUCACCUAUUUUCAAGACGAAAAGAGAUUCCAGGCACCAUUUUAAAAAAAAAAGAAGUAUGCCCCACAUAUGA
This is a messenger RNA of Suncus etruscus (white-toothed pygmy shrew), 796 nucleotides long. It is a transcript of the gene SGO1, whose product is annotated as shugoshin 1. The transcript is spliced from 7 exons. NCBI's taxonomy places the organism in Eukaryota, Metazoa, Chordata, Mammalia, Eulipotyphla, Soricidae. The record is from RefSeq and is a predicted model, not a curated record. Gene Ontology annotation, cellular component: chromosome, centromeric region; nucleus. The coding region runs from base 23 to 796 and encodes 257 amino acids. Gene Ontology annotation, biological process: meiotic chromosome segregation.